AUGGCCGCUGAUGGGCUCGUUGGCGGACGCAGGGGGCGACAGCAACAACGCCGGGAACCCCAGCCGCCCCAGAAGACAAUUGACGAAUUCUGGGACAAGUUCACCACCAAAGCUCCUGGGAAAGUCACGACUAUCCUCCCCAAGAAUGUGCUCGCUGAGCGACUGGCCAAGCGUUCGGCCGCCAAAGACCUCGCCGGCGGGAGCAGCAAGACGGCGUCGACCUCGUACGAGGAGGCUGCUGCGCUGUGCCGGGCCAAGGUCGACAAGAUUGUGGCCGAGUGCCGUCGCAUCAACCAAAAGUACCGCGACACGCAUUUCGAUCUGGACUUUGACCUCCGAGAGGGUCUCCGUUACUGUCUAGAGUCGUUGAGCAACGUCCGCUCUGACGAUGGCGGCGACGAUGACGGUAGUGACUCCGACAGCGAUGCCCCGCCCAUGCUCAGGAACAGGCCGCCGGGCCAUUAUUUCCGCCCGAAAUCGGUCAAGCGAGUGGGCGAGAUCUUUGACGAUCCCAAGUUCUACGUCGACGGUCCGACGGCGAAUGAUGUCCGCCAGGGACGCGACGGUGAUUGCUGGCUGAUGGCCGCCCUGUGCACGCUGAGCAACAAGGCGGGUCUGAUCGAGCGCGUCUGUGUCGCCCACAAUCAGGAUGUGGGCGUGUACGGGUUUGUGUUCCAUCGGGAUGGGGAGUGGAUCAGCGAGAUCAUCGAUGACAAGCUAUACCUGCUCAAGCCCGACUAUGACCAGGCCCACAUGGACAGGCGCGAGAACCUGGAGCGCAAACUGUGGGAGGAAAUAGAUCGCGAUGACUCCGAAGAGCACUACAGAAAGACCUAUCAGUCCAACAGCAGUGCCCUGUACUUUGCUCAGUGUGCCAACCCAAACGAAACCUGGCUGCCUCUGCUGGAGAAAGCCUAUGCCAAAGCCCAUGGCGACUACGCCGCUAUUGAAGGCGGGGCGACUGGUGAGGGCAUCGAGGAUCUCACCGGUGGUGUCACCACCGAACUGUUCACGACCGACAUAUUGGACAAGGAGUACUUUUGGAAAGAAGAGCUCAUGAAGGUCAACGAGGAUUUUCUGUUUGGUUGCUCAACAGGUCUUUGGGAUAACGGCUACGGAGUGAGAAAUGGCAUCUAUGAGAGCCACGCAUACUCGGUCAUGCGAGCCGUCGAGAUUGACGGGGAACGCCUCCUCCUGCUCAAGAAUCCUUGGGGCAAGGGCGAGUGGCGUGGCGCGUGGAGUGACGGCUCCAAGGAGUGGACGCCCGAGUGGUUGCAGAAGCUGGGCCACCGGUUCGGUGACGACGGGGCAUUUUGGAUCUCAUACAAGGAUUUGCUGCGCAAGUACCAGUCCUUUGACCGCACAAGGCUCUUUGGCCCGGAGUGGAAAAUCACGUCCAUGUGGACUACGCUCAACGUUCCAUGGGCCCUAGAGUACCACGACACCAAGUUCAGCUUCACGCUAGCCAGGCCCGGCCCUGUGGUCAUCGUCCUUUCGCAGCUCGAUGAUCGCUACUUCCGUGGGCUCGAAGGCGAAUAUGCGUUUGCGCUCGGCUUCCGCCUCCACAAGGCAGGGGAUGAGGAGUAUCUGGUCCGCGCCCAGACUACGUAUCGCAUGACACGCUCUUGCAACGUGGAGCUCGAGCUUGAGGCGGGUGAGUACACAGUCCUGAUCAAGAUUGACGCCACCCGCCGCAAGGAAAUCAUGCCGCCCGAGGAUGUGGUACGCCAGAACGCGCCGCUCCGCCGUGAGAAACUGCUUCGUGUUGGCUUGUCGUACGAUCUGGCGCACAGCAAAGCCAGGGUUGUGGAAACCCCCGAGGAGAAGGCGGCACGGAAGGCCUACGAGAAGCGCCAGAGAGAGAAGCGCCGAGAGGUUUUGCGCAAGGAGCUCAUGAGAGAAAGGCAGAUGAAGGACUAUAAACAGCGUAAAAGCCUAAAGUACCGACGGAAAGAGUUUCUUUUCCGGAAGAACUUCGAAAAGAAAUUGGCCGAGAAGCAGGAAGUUAGGCGAAGAGCGGCCGAGGAGGAGGAAAACCGACUUGAGGCAGCAGCAAGGCAGGCCGAAAUGGAGCCUGGGGCCGCUCAGGACGGACAGCCUAGCAGGGGGCCCUUCUUUGAUUCACAAACCCAGCCUGCCCAGGAGAUCCAGCCUACCCAGGAGAUCCAGCCUACAAUCCCCGCUGCUGCUGAGGCCAGUACUGCCGAUGAGAGCCAACAAAAACCCAAAGGCAAGCCAGAGGCUAUAAGCAGUGUCAGUCAGAAGGACCAAUCCCAACCUGCACCUGAGGAUGGUAAAGAACAGACCAAGUUCGAGGCUGUCGAAUCGGACGGGAAUACCGAUGCUGAGAAGCUCAUCCCUGCUGCAACACCCCGGGAGGCAUCAGCCAUGGAGCCCAGCAACGCGGAGCAGCCGCCUAAUGAGGGCAACGGACUUGUAAAAGACGCCAAAGAUGACCCAGCGGAGCCAAGGUCUGCUCCGGUGGAAAAACACGCCUCCGAAACAGAGAAGAAGCAAUUCGAAGAUCAGGUCGACACCUCCAGCAGUGAAGGUCCUGCGGGGAAGCAGGAGAGCGCUCCUGCAAAGACUGAAUCUCAGAAAGCACAUGAAGAGACAUGUGAUUCCACGAUAAAGCAGCCUGCAGUCAUUGCGGAAGACGCCGGGAAAUUUCUGCAAGAGGACGCAAUCAAAGGCGGGCGGAUUCCUAUGGAAAGCGGUUCAAACGCCGGAGACAGCCAAAAGAUCCCCAUCCCUAAGCCGCUGAGCCAGGUUCCGGCCCCCGAAGAACUCACGCGCGAACUGAGGACCGAAAUCGACGCCGUGUCCGCCCUGAGGGAAGAACUAGAAGGGCUGUUUCGUGUCGGUCGGAGUGGGCCUCAUGUCGGCGGCAGUCUUCCAAGACAGAUCCACGAGCACCAUCACGACCAUCGCCACGACCAUCGCCACAUGGACGUGCCUCCGCGACGUGACCCGUCGCCGUCCGACGUCGAGGACCGCUUGUCGCUGUGCAGCUUCCCCAGUGUGUCGGAAAUUUCCGAAACCGACCUCAACUACAUCCUCGAGGAGCAAGAAGAGAUGGAAGCCAAGAGGGAGGAAUCGCCCUCCCGACCAGGAUCGCCGUCUAUGGACGAACCUGAGAGUGGCCCCUGGAACGCGGUGGCCGUGGUGGGGCUGAGGAUUUAUUACAAGGUUGCAGAGGAUGACAAGGACGUCGAAGGGCUGGUGAAGCUGCGCGUGAUCAGGCCGAAUUAUUACGAGCUGAGCGAUGAUGAGGAGGGCAGUGAUGUCGAAGGGAGCGGUGAUGAGAAAGGUGAUGGCAAGAAAGGGGAAGAUAAGAAGGAGGAAGGCGAGAAGAAAGAGAAGGAAGACGCGGAUCAGACAAAGGUACUCGACGUGGACGAUAGUGCCUUGGAUGCGACGCUCGCUACGCCCAAGGUUGAACAUCUUGGGGGAGAAAGUGCGAGUGCCUAG
Molecule: messenger RNA, 3471 nt
Organism: Canariomyces notabilis
Lineage: Eukaryota; Fungi; Ascomycota; Sordariomycetes; Sordariales; Chaetomiaceae
Product: cysteine proteinase
Exons: 6
Coding region: 1-3471 (1156 amino acids)
Biological process (GO): proteolysis
Cellular component (GO): cytoplasm
Molecular function (GO): calcium-dependent cysteine-type endopeptidase activity
Source: RefSeq, a predicted model, not a curated record